UUUAUCUGAUGAAUUUGAUCAAUAUCAAACAUACCUAUUACCGAUGAUAAACUGUUAAUAAAUAGGUCUGUUGCGCGAAUAAGCUUCAGACAACAUCGGAGCCAUAAUGAAGACAGCCAUUUUGAUUUUGGCUACGGCAAUAACUGCUUAUGCAGUGCCAUUGGUUCCGGAGUUCUCAGAAGACCGCGUGUAUCCUCGUUUCAUCCAAUUUCCCGAUGGCGAAGGUGUCUUGCACACCGUUGAUCUUGAAGCUGAGCCUCAACUAGAAGCAGAUGAAGAUAUCAGUAGAAGUGGAUCCAGGAACCGAUACUUGCUGUUUACCAGGAAUAAUCCAGAUUCAGCACAGUCAUUGUUGAUUGAUGAUGAGGAUUCCAUCAAGGCAUCCAAUUUCAAUCCUGAGGUUCCUACCGUCGUUGUUGUGCACGGAUGGCUUAGCAACCAAAACAUUGAACCAAAUCCCACUCUCAGAGACACCUUCCUUGCAAAGAGUGAUGUGAACAUCAUCAUCGUUGACUGGAGUCGUGUAGCUAUAUCUGAAUACGCGACUGCUGUGAUUAGAGUACCAGGCGUCGGCAGAGCGGUUGGCCAGUUCUUGGCUUUCUUGAACUCCGUAACCGGUGCACCUUUCGACCAAAUGCAUCUCAUCGGUUUGAGUUUGGGUGCUCACGUUGUUGGGAACGCAGGCAGAGAGCUCGGUGGAAAAGUUGCUCGCGUCACAGGUCUAGACCCCGCUGGUCCUCUGUGGAACCUUAACUCAAACCGCAUCAACCGCGAUGAUGCUAUCUACGUAGAAGCUCUCCAUACUGAUGGUGGUUACCUAGUCGGAGGUCUUGGUAUUGGAACUGACGUGGCUGACGCUGACUUCUACGUCAAUGGUGGUGUCUCUCAGCCCGGCUGUUUAACUAACGUCUGCAAUCACAUGAACUCCUUCAGAUACUUCGCUGCUACUGUCACCUACAACCAUAUUGUUGGAAGGGAAUGCUCGAGCUCAAUGCAAAUUACUUUGGACAGAUGCCGUGGUCAGGAGCUGCACAUGGGCAAUGAUGAUUUAAAUAAAUCCGGGUCUGGAAGGUACCGCGCCAACACUCGCAGAAGAUAUCCGUAUUAGUUCUGGAUAAAGUUGAAGCAAUUUCCCAACAAAUCUGACUAAUUGAGCAACAAAUGUACUAUUUACUCCUUUAUUCUCACAAAUAAAUAACUUAUUUCCCCACCUUUGCACAUUUAA
Molecule: messenger RNA, 1225 nt
Organism: Helicoverpa zea (corn earworm)
Lineage: Eukaryota; Metazoa; Arthropoda; Insecta; Lepidoptera; Noctuidae
Product: pancreatic lipase-related protein 2-like
Exons: 6
Coding region: 107-1108 (333 amino acids)
Biological process (GO): lipid metabolic process
Molecular function (GO): lipase activity
Source: RefSeq, a predicted model, not a curated record